CAGCUCUCUUCAUCACUCAUCAUUCCACACACAUCUCAUUUUGCAAACAAAAAAAAUCUAAGAGAGAAAUAUGGCUGGUCUAAUGAAGUUGGCAUGCUUGGUCUUGGCCUGCAUGAUCGUGGCCGGUCCAAUCACAUCGAACGCGGCUCUGAGCUGUGGCACCGUUAGCGGCUACGUGGCACCGUGCAUUGGCUACCUGGCCCAGGGUGCGCCGGCCCUUCCCAGAGCGUGCUGCAGCGGCGUUACUAGUCUAAACAACCUGGCCCGUACAACCCCAGACCGUCAGCAAGCUUGCCGUUGCCUUGUAGGAGCCGCUAACGCCUUCCCUACUCUCAACGCUGCCCGUGCAGCUGGACUUCCUAAGGCAUGUGGAGUCAACAUUCCUUACAAGAUCAGCAAAACCACCAACUGCAACAGUGUGAAAUGAGCGGCGGUCGGAUGAAGCUAAUGCAGACGUUCAAGUAUUAUGUAUUGGAUGAGCGAAUACUAAAAUAAGAUGUUCCAUGGUUGUUGUUUUUAGAGUUUUUCAGUUUCCUGUCUUUUAUGUUGUGACGUUCCUAUUACUUUGGUCGUCUGUACUAUGUUCACAAUCAACGUUAUAUGAAUUUCAGAUCUAAGAUUUACGUUUUAUUC
Molecule: messenger RNA, 633 nt
Organism: Brassica rapa (field mustard)
Lineage: Eukaryota; Viridiplantae; Streptophyta; Magnoliopsida; Brassicales; Brassicaceae
Product: non-specific lipid-transfer protein D
Biological process (GO): lipid transport
Molecular function (GO): lipid binding
Source: RefSeq, a predicted model, not a curated record